AUGCCCUCGCCUCUACCUCCUCCCUCCAAGCCCUCCCGCUCUAUAGGUCAGCGGCUUGACCAUGCCUGUCUCAACCUCACGCCGUCCUUCUUCACUCUCAAUAUGGGCACCGGCAUCACCUCAAUCCUGCUCUAUAACUUCCCAUACCCGGCGGCGUGGUUGCGCAUACUGGGCACCGUCAUCUUCGUCCUCAACAUAUUGGUCUUCCUGCUACUCAUAGCUGGGAAUCUGGGGCGGUAUACUCGAUACAAGGGGCUCUUCACAGCGACUAUGGCGCACCCAGUCGCGGGCAUGUUCUGGGGAGCUUUGCCGAUGGGUUUUGCGACCAUUGUUAACAUGGUUGCGUACGUCUGUGUACCAGCAUGGGGGUAUCAGUGGGCCCAGCUUGCACUCGGCCUUUGGUGGAUUAUGGCUCUUCUGUCGGUACUGGUCAAUCUGGGAAUGCUCUUUGCCAUGUAUCUAAUGUUCGGGUUCACUCGGCAAAACCACACCUUCGAGAGCGUCGCCGCGGUUUGGCUGCUCCCCAUCGUAUCCUCGGUCGUCGCGGCCGCAUCGGGCGGGGUAGUCGCAGCGGCCAUCAUGCCUUUCUCGCCCUCUCUCGCAUCGAGCACCAUCGUGGUGUCGUACAUCAUCUGGGGAACGGGCGUACCCAUCGCCUGCUUCAUCAUCACCCUCUGGCUUUACCGUACUGUCGUCGGCGGUGUCCCCGGUACAGCCGCCCUCCCCAGCAUGUUUCUCCCGCUCGGUCCCUGCGGGCAAGGGAGUUUCGGCAUCAUUCUCCUCGGUCGCACCGUCCGUGAGCUCGCCUAUGAUCACAAUGUCGGUUUCGCUAUCUCUCCCUCCUCCUCGACGGCCUCCACCUCCUCCCUCAUCAUCGCCGACGCUAUAUACGCCGGCGGACUCAUCACCGGCCUCAUCCUCUGGGGCCUCGGCCUCUGCUGGUACCUCCUCGCGCACGCCGUCAUACUCGGUCACGUCCUACAACGGCCAAAUCGCAACUUCUUUUCCCACUCUCGCUUCUCGGUCGGUUUGUGGGCACUCACUUUCCCCAUCGGCGUCUUUGCCACUGCUACCAAUAUUUUCGCGACCGAGCUGGACUCCUCGGCUUUCCGGGUCAUCGGCGCGUUCCUCUCGGUCCAGGUGGCGUUGAACUGGGUGUACGUGUCGGUAUUUACACUGUACAAGGUGGGAAAUGGGAGCAUCUUCGUCGCUCCCGAGGUUGCCGCUAUGGGCGGCAAGGUGCCGAGGCGGUUUGGGGGAGAUGGAAGGGACGUGGAGAAGCAGUAG
Messenger RNA from Dioszegia hungarica, 1287 nucleotides. RefSeq names its product voltage-dependent anion channel. Gene Ontology annotation, cellular component: plasma membrane. NCBI's taxonomy places the organism in Eukaryota, Fungi, Basidiomycota, Tremellomycetes, Tremellales, Bulleribasidiaceae. Gene Ontology annotation, biological process: transmembrane transport; sulfite transmembrane transport. The transcript is spliced from 3 exons. Gene Ontology annotation, molecular function: sulfite transmembrane transporter activity. Bases 1 to 1287 code for a protein of 428 amino acids. The record is from RefSeq and is a predicted model, not a curated record.